AUGGCUCAGUAUUUCUGUGGAGGUUUUUUAGCAUUUUUCUUUCUCAUCUCCACAGCGCUCUCCGCACCAGCCGCUGUAGACCCAACCGUGACCAUCGCAUCCGGCAUUAUCAUAGGAACCACAACUAAGUCCGUCAACCAACCAGCGCUUACCGCAUCUGCCAAUGCUUACCUUGGAGUGCCCUUCGCGAAGUCUCCACCAGAAAGAUUCGGUCCGCCAGAAGCAGCGCAUCCAUGGCCCACGCCAUUGCAGGCUAAGGCUGUGAAGCCUGCAUGUAUACAGCAGUUUCCUGGGCUCGGGCAAGCACAGGAACUGAACAAGCGAUUCUUCAACAACCCCGCUGGCCCAGCUCCUGAGGAGAGUGAGGAUUGCUUGUAUCUCAAUGUAUACACUCCGCCGGGUGUGACGCCUGGCAGCAAAAAAGCAGUUAUGUUCUGGCUGUUCGGGGGCAAUCUACAGUUCGGCACAGGUGGUCUUCAGUAUUACGACGGUAGCUCCCUUGCCAUCACCCAGGAUGUCGUCGUAGUGACCAUCAACUAUCGCACCAACAUCUUUGGCUUCUCCAACUCUCCAGAAGUCCCAUUUGGCUCCCAAAACUCAGGCUUCCUUGACCAACGUUUUGCACUUCAAUGGGUACAACAGAACAUCGCUGCUUUUGGUGGGGACCCCUCACGCGUGACCCUCUUUGGCGAAUCCGCGGGCGGUGAGUCUGUGAAACAACUCCUGGCUAAUCCUCCCUCUCCACGUCCAUUUUCGGCUGCAAUCCUCCAGAGUCAAAAUGCUGUGCUCACCGGGAACGGUGCGUUGAGUUACACCAAAGUUCUUGCCAAUUUUGGGUGUUUGAACAUCGCGUGCUUAAGAGACAUCGAUGCUUUCAAGAUCAAGAGCUAUAUUGAAGAAAAGACUCUGUUUUUUCCACCAGUAAACGGCGAUGGGACGUCCAUUGACGAUGUAAGACGCAGUAUCGAGAAGGAAAAAUGGGCAGAUGUGCCUACAUUCUUCGGUACCACCCUUAAUGAAGCGCGCGUGUUCCUUGCCAUUCUAGGUUUGAAUAAUGGCACUGCAGCUGUCGAUGGUGCGUUUGAGAGCGUGGGGAUCACAAGUCCGUUGGUCAGGGAGAGCAUUCUGGCCAUGUACACCGCGCGAGGCAUCGACGAUCUCUAUCUAAAAGCGGAUCACAUACUGACCGACUUGUUGUUCACGUGCACGACGAGUACCCUCACCUCCUUACUUGCUCACAAGGGCUUCGAAACCUACCGCUACCGCUUCGACGCCUCCUUCCCGACUACAUCGCUCUUUGAUAACUCUGGUGCUUACCAUACCUCUGACAUUCCCGAGGUCUUUGGAACAUACCCGCUGUCCAACGAGGCCGGUGUUGCGACCACGCAGCAAAUUGAGCUGAGCGCGUUCAUGCAGAAGACGUGGGCAGAUUUUGCGAAGAACCCGGACAGAGGUGUAGGAUGGCCAAAAGUGGGUAGCGCCUUUGGAAUGGAGUUGGGCUUGUUGGGGAGCGAUGGUAGUAGUGGCGUUGAUGUUGUGCACACCAUCACCGCAGAUUAUCCUUGUUUGUUGCUUGCACCGAUUGGAGACUUGUCGAAGUUGAACUACAAGUGA
Boeremia exigua is the source of this 1614-nucleotide messenger RNA. RefSeq names its product liver carboxylesterase 1 precursor. The coding region runs from base 1 to 1614 and encodes 537 amino acids. NCBI's taxonomy places the organism in Eukaryota, Fungi, Ascomycota, Dothideomycetes, Pleosporales, Didymellaceae. The transcript has 4 exons. The record is from RefSeq and is a predicted model, not a curated record.